AUGCACUCCGUUCCCGUUAUCCCGACAGAAAGUCCCGCCAUCAAGAACGCCCCGUACGUGGGCCUCGUGGAGGGCAACGGCUCGUUUAGCAACGUCCACCUUGCCGUUCUCGCUCUUGGUGUGCCGUGGGUCGUGAAGCGCGUUCUCCCCUUUGUUAACCGGGGAGGGUUCGCGACCUACGUCUUGCUGGCUGUGCUUCUCGGUGCGCCUGUUGCUGUUGGCUACUGGGCUGUCAUGAGCAGGUGCGGUCCUCGCAAGAACGAGAAGGUUGCGCUUCCGGGAAAGGAUAUCGAGGCGUAUAUUACUAUCAAGGAUCCUGAGCUGAGGGCUGUGUAUCAUGGCAAGGAGAAGAUACCCAUGCAGGUUUUCCACGACGCGUACUUUGAGGGCAAGAUUGACUUCAAUGAUGACGUCCUCGAGAUUAUGGAACAGCGCCACGACUGGGCGAAGAUGGUCAUGACGCCCGAGCUUUUUAAAUACGUCUUCAUGAACCUCAUUCCGGACGUCAUCUUUCACACUCAGAACCAGGACGAGGAGCAGGUCCGUGGCAACUAUGACCGCGGCGACGAUUUCUAUUCUUGGUUCCUCGGGCCACGCAUGAUCUACACGUCCGGCGUCAUCUCCGACAUUACACGUGAGGAGACGCUCGAGGAGCUGCAGGACAACAAGCUCAAGAUCGUCUGCGAGAAACUCAACCUCACGCCCGAGGACCGGCUGCUCGACGUCGGCUGCGGCUGGGGCACGCUCGCGGCGUUCGCGCACAAGAACUACGGCUGCGAUGUUACGGGUAUCACUGCGGGCAGGAACCAGACUAAGUUUGGGAACGACCGCAUUGUGAACAACGGGGGGGCCCCGGACAGGGCCCGGAUUCUGUGUAUGGAUUACCGAGAUAUUCCCGGUGGACCGGGUCAGUACACUAAGAUUGUGGCGCUUGAGAUGGCGGAGCACGUUGGGAUCCGUCGUUACGGGACCUUCAUGAAGCAAAUGUACGAUCUUCUCGCCGACGACGGUAUCUUUGUCUUCCAGGUCUCCGGUUUCCGUCCCCAUUGGCAGUACGAGGACCUUAUCUGGGGCUUGUUCAUGAACAAAUACGUUUUCCCGGGUGCGGAUGCCAGCUGUUCCCUGGGCUGGGUCGUCAACCAGGUUGAGGCCGCUGGCUUCGAGGUCAAGAGCAUCGAUGUUCUGGGUGUGCACUAUUCCGCUACGCUCUGGCGCUGGUACAAGAACUGGGUCUCGAACAAGGAGCGCGUGCUUGAGAAGUACGGCGAGCGCUGGUUCCGCAUCUGGGCGUUCUUCCUCGCGUACGCGACUAUCAUAUCUCGUCAAGGAGGCUGUUCUGUCUUCCAGCUCACCCUUCACAAGAACUUGAACGCUUAUCAUCGUAUCAAUGGUGUCCCGAGCCAUACUUCUAUUCAUGUCACUUCUGAAAAAGAGCUAUCGUGA
Molecule: messenger RNA, 1443 nt
Organism: Coniophora puteana RWD-64-598 SS2
Lineage: Eukaryota; Fungi; Basidiomycota; Agaricomycetes; Boletales; Coniophoraceae
Product: sphingolipid C9-methyltransferase
Exons: 6
Coding region: 1-1443 (480 amino acids)
Biological process (GO): cellular response to biotic stimulus
Source: RefSeq, a predicted model, not a curated record